Molecule: messenger RNA, 2531 nt
Organism: Diorhabda sublineata
Lineage: Eukaryota; Metazoa; Arthropoda; Insecta; Coleoptera; Chrysomelidae
Product: retinoid-inducible serine carboxypeptidase-like
Exons: 8
Coding region: 73-1308 (411 amino acids)
Biological process (GO): proteolysis
Molecular function (GO): serine-type carboxypeptidase activity
Source: RefSeq, a predicted model, not a curated record
AUUAGAUAAAAAAAAUCAUACAAACGAACGCAGUAUGUUAAAUUUAUAACAACCAGUCUGUUUGAUGGAAACAUGUUGAGUGAAAUUACUAUUAUGUUUUUGUUCAAGACAAUAAUCGUUACAGGCGAUCAAGGAUUUGGUCCUUAUUUACAAGAUUGGGGUUUCGUUGAAGUGCGAGACAGAGCUCAUAUGUUUUGGUGGCUGUUUCAUACCACAGCUAAUGUAUCAAAAUCAACAGAUAGACCGUUAAUAAUUUGGUUACAAGGUGGACCUGGAGCGUCUUCGACAGCGUACGGAAAUUUCGGCGAAAUAGGACCUUUGGAUACCGAUUUAAAUUAUAGGAAUUCAACUUGGAUUCGGUUCGCGAAUUUGUUAUUUGUUGAUAAUCCCGUAGGAACAGGUUUUAGUUACGUGGAAAACGGAGAUUUGUAUACGAGGACGAAUACGGAAAUCGCGCAGGAUUUUUUAUUUUUUUUGAUAAAAUUCUUCGAGAAACUACCGCAAUAUCAACAAGUUCCCACGUAUAUUUUUUCUGAAUCUUAUGGUGGGAAAAUGGCCGUAGAAAUAGCUCUCGUUUUAGCUAAAGCAAAGGAAAAUCGUAAAAUUAAACUAAAUUUCAAAGGUGUUGUUUUGGGAGAUUCGUGGAUAUCCCCUGUAGAUUUUGUUAUGACUUGGCCUAAGUAUUUAUUAAAUUUGGGUUUUGUAGAUAAUGAUGGUUAUGAAGAUAUUAUGGAAGCUGCUUUGAAAGUAGAAAAAUCUAUUAGACAUGAAAAUUAUACUGAAGCAUUUAUAAAUUGGAGGCAAACUCAAAAUUUAAUUGAAUCAGUCACUGGAGGUGUCGAUUUUUAUAAUGUACUUAAUAUCGAACAUCAAAUAAAUAGAACCAAAUUGUUCGUUAUAAUGGAUAAAGUGAAAAUCGCCCUCAAUCUUUCCGUAAAAUGGAACGAAGGAUCUUCAGUUUUUUCAAAACUAUCAGAAGAUUUCAUGAAACCUGUAACUCAUAUCGUAGAAGAAAUUCUGAAUACUACACAUUUAAAAGUAGCCGUAUAUAACGGACAAUUAGAUUUGAUAGUCGAUACACCAGGUACAUUAAAAUGGAUUAGGAAUUUAAACUAUAAAGAUAAAAAUAAAUGGGAAAAAACAACUAGAUCAUCGUUUUUUAUAAAUAAACGUCUUGAAGGAUACGUCAAAAAAUAUGAAAAUUUCUCUUUCUAUUGGAUUAAUAGAGCUGGACAUAUGGUACCUUUAGAUAAUCCUGCAGCUAUGCGUUAUAUACUAGAAGACGUUACUGAUCAUUUCCAAACUUAAUUAUAGUAUGGACUAUAGAAUUAAUACAGUUUUGAAUACGUAUCCAAAAAAAGUAUCAUCAAUUUCGAAUAGUAAAAAAACGAAACGACUCGCUCAAAACAAAAAAUAAAAUGUUAUCCAAUUCAGAUUAUAGGAAGUUAUAUGCGCGAUGGUAACGGCAGAAAAUAUGUUUCUGAGCAUAUGUAAUAUUAAAAACACUCAAAGUAAUGGAUAUACAUUUAUGCAUAUUUAUAACCAAGACACUUCUGUUUGUGAAUUGUUGUUUUAUUUGUAAGGACUGAGAAUAAUGGUUGGGAGUUUGAAAAUCGUUUUGGAAAUCAACCCAGUGCCGUCGUGCUAUAUUUUACAUUCGAAAAUAUAUAGUUUGUUCAACAGAAUAUACAGGGUGUCUCAAGACGAGUUAAAACUAUCUGUAUAUGGCAAAAAUCUUGAACAUUUCUACGUUUGGGUCGAUAACUUUGUUAUUUUGAAUAGAACACCCUGUAUAUUAAUACAUUUUUGAAAUCUACGUGAAAUUUUAGUAUACUUUUGUUUAAAAACUUUCUUCGAAAAAUGCAUACUUUUUAAGUUAUUAAUUUUUUUGUAAAUAAUUUAAACUAUUGCAGACCCUUAUAAAUUAUUUUUUUACUUGGAUACCCUUAAAGAUAUGAAAAUGGUUUUUAUUCGGUUGUUUUAUGCAAAAUUAGACGUAUUUGAAUCUAUGUUGGAACAUUUUUCAUUUUAUACAGGGUGUGUAUAAAAAGUGUUUAAAGUUUAACUUCAUAAAUAUCAAAUUUCUUUAUUUUUUUAAUAAAACACCCUGUAUAUUAAUACAUUUUUGAAAUCUACGUGAAAUCUUAGUAUAAUUUUGUUCAAAAACUUUAUUCGAAAAAUGCACACUUUUUAAGUUAUUAAUUUUUUUGUAAAAAAUUUGACCUGGUUGUAGACCCUUAUAAAUUAUUUUUUUACGUGGAUACCCUUAAAGAUAUGAAAAUGUUUUCUGUUCGGUUGUCUUAGGAAAAAUCAGACGUAUUUGAAUCUAUGGUGGAACAUUUUUCAUUUUAUACAGGGUGUGUAUAAAAAGUGUUUAAAGUUUAACUUCAUAAAUAUCAAAUUUCUUUAUUUUUUCUUAAUAAAACACCCUGUAUAUUAACACAUUUUUGAAAUCUACGUGAAAUUUUAGUAAACUUUUGUUCAAAAACUUUUCUCAAAAAUUGCAUACUUUUUAAGUUAUUAAUUUUUUU